AUGUCUGGGGAGGGCUGCGGGGAGCUGGACGAGCUCGUGCUUGUGCCGUCUUCUCCUCCUCCGGCGAUGCACGUUGCGUCGGAGGGCCAGCUGCGGCGCCUGCUCGGGCGUGCAGCGGAGAGGGGCGCGGGGGCGAAGGCGGCGAGGCGGCAGGCCCUGCUCGACGUCGGCGCUGGGAACGGUGCGGUCACCGAGGUGCUGGCAAGCGCUGUCGGUGUUGCUCCAGAGGGGGUGCACGCCCUGGAGGUGUCCGCGCCGCUGAGGAGGUCGCUGGUGGCCCGCGGGUACCGUGCGGCCCAGGACUUUGCUGGCCUUUCGGUGCAGCUGUUCGACGUGAUCGGUCUGCUGAACGUUUUGGAUCGAUCCGACGAUCCGCAGUCUCUGAUCGAGGCGGCCUACGAGAGGCUCCAGCCAGACGGCGUGCUCCUCGUGGCAAUUGUCCUCCCCUUCUGCGGCGAGGUGUAUCAGGGCCGAAAGGGGAGGAGGUCGAACAAGAGGGCACCCCGAGUGCCGCUGCGGGUGCACCCCGCGGCCACCUGCCGCAGCGCGGCUUCCUUUGAGGCUGCGGCGGCCGCCUUUGUGGCGGAGGCUUUUGCGUCGCGGCCUCUGAGGGUGCUCGCUUGGACACGCCUCCCAUAUCUAUGCGGCGGAUGCUCUGGAGACACGAAGCGCACCCACUAUGAGCUGGACAUGGCCGUUUUUGUUCUGCAGCGCCAGUCAGGUUCACCGACAAGCAGCGCACCCGUGCUGGGAGUGCAUUCGGUUCUCCAUGAAGCUCCGCAUCAGUGCAAGCGAAAUGACAGCUCCAUUCACAAGUGGCUCUCGAGCACGGUCGAUUCUCUGGGGGUGCAGUCGUGGGGGGACGUGCUCGAUGCAGGGACGGGCUUCGGUUCCUUGUGCUGGUUAUUGCGGCAGCGGUACCAGACCCUCACAGGAGUCACAGCGGAAGAGGGGUCGGGAAUAUAUGGGCAUUCGAGCCUUCAGGCUCUAAUCUCUUCAGCCUCUGCCAACGGUACCAAGAUUGUGACAGGCAAUUGGCGUGACGAACAGCUGCUCCGAGGGCGAGAGUAUGACGUCGUCGUUGCUGACUACCUGCUGGGCGCUGUUGAGCGAUACUGGCCGUACGGAGCAGACGAGAUGCUGGAUCGUGUGCUGCACGCAGUCAAGCCUGGUGGGCACUUGUUGGUAGUCGGCCUUGAGCCUUACGAGCUCGUCCUAGACGCCAGAACAUCCGACCAGAAGGACGCGGUCGUCCUCGAGGUCGAGGCGCUCGGCGACGCCGCCGCGCUGCUCGGAGGGCGCCCCUCGUACCGCGAGCUGCCCGAGGACUGGGUGUCGCGGCACGUCCGCCGCCGGGGGGGCUUCCGGGUCGUGGCCAGGAGCGGAUUUCCAGUGACGCUGACCGGCGGGCAAUUUGUGAGGAGCCAGCUGGACUUCGCCCGCAGAUUCGAAGAGGAUCGCAGACAGAGGUCUCCGCGACGCGUUCCGCAAGCGCGUCUCGGCGCUCAGGGCGGAGGAGAAGGGCUUCGGCACGCACGACCGCACGCACAACUACGCCUUGGUCGUGAAGAGGGAGUGAAUUCACAGUGUCCUCCUUUUGUCCUUCCCCCUCCUCCCUGCCCCAUCCCGCUGCCCUCUG
Prorocentrum cordatum is the source of this 1639-nucleotide messenger RNA. Lineage: Eukaryota; Dinophyceae; Prorocentrales; Prorocentraceae. The record is from the annotation of a GenBank genome assembly.